AUGACCUUGGAGGCCUUUUCCAACCAUUAUGAUCUCCUGAGGUUGCUGCUCUGGCCGGCAGAUGUGGUUCUACUCGUUACCUGCUCAGUGAGGGAGAAGGCCGAGCAGGCCAUCUGGAAUCGCCUGCAGCACCUCAAGGCUCUGAAAGCCAAGCGGCUCCAGGCUCGCCUCCCUCUGCACAUCGGGAUCCUAGGGUGCAUGGCUGAGAGGCUGAAGGAGAAGAUUCUGCACAAGGAGAAGCUAGUGGAUAUUGUGGCAGGCCCCGAUGCAUACCGUGACCUUCCCAGGCUGCUGGCAGUGGCCGAAUCUGGCCAGCAGGCCGCCAACGUCCUGCUGUCACUGGAGGAGACUUAUGCGGAUAUUUUGCCUGUCCAGACUAGUGCAAGUGGUGCAACAGCGUUUGUAUCCAUCAUGCGGGGCUGCGACAACAUGUGCAGCUACUGCAUCGUGCCCUUCACCCGUGGCCGGGAAAGGAGCCGGCCCAUUGCCUCCAUCCUGCAGGAGGUGAAGAUGCUCUCGGAUCAGGGGGUGAGAGAAGUGACUCUCUUGGGUCAAAACGUCAACAGCUUUCGAGACAUGUCUGAGGUCCAGUUCCAGUCGGCUGCUCCCCCAGUCCUCAGCCGUGGCUUCAGCACAGUCUACAAACCCAAACCAGGAGGCUUGCGCUUUGCACAUCUCCUGGACCAGGUCUCCAGGAUUGACCCAGAAAUGAGGAUCCGUUUCACCUCUCCACACCCCAAGGAUUUUCCUGAUGAGGUUCUCCAGCUUAUCCAGGAGCGACACAACAUCUGCAAACAGCUUCACCUCCCAGCCCAGAGCGGAAGCUCACGAGUUCUGGAGGCAAUGAGACGGGGGUACACAAGAGAAGCGUAUUUGGAGCUGGUGCAGCACGUGCGUGACUCCAUUCCAGGAGUGAGCUUGAGCAGCGAUUUUAUUGCUGGGUUCUGCGGGGAGAGGGAAGAGGAUCAUCAGCAGACUGUGUCCUUGCUCCGGGAAGUCCGCUACAACGUAGGCUUCCUGUUUGCUUACAGCAUGAGAGAGAAAACCCGGGCGUAUCACCGGCUGCAGGACGAUGUGCCCGUGGAUGUGAAACGGAGGCGCCUGGAGGAGCUCAUUGCUGUGUUCAGAGAGGAGGCUGCGAGGGCCAACGGAGCCGUCGUGGGCCACUCACAAGUGGUGCUGGUGGAGGGGCCCAGCAAGCGCUCUCCCUCGGAGCUGUGUGGCAGGAACGAUGGCAACAUCAAGGUGAUUUUCCCUGACGCCGAAGUAGAGGACGCAGAAGGCAAAGCUCUGCGCAGGGCCCAGCCAGGAGACUACGUGUUGGUGAAGGUAACCUCUGCCAGCUCGCAGACCUUGAAGGGAGUCCUCCUUUGCCAUACUACCCUCUCCCGCUCCGCGACGUGUUGAUGCAUCCCUGCAGACGAGGGGCAAAA
Messenger RNA from Tinamus guttatus (white-throated tinamou), 1433 nucleotides. The record is from RefSeq and is a predicted model, not a curated record. Lineage: Eukaryota; Metazoa; Chordata; Aves; Tinamiformes; Tinamidae.